AAACACAUUGCUACCUAAUAAUUGCUAGAUGGCGAUUCGUCUUGGCUGGCCAUUUUUAGGAAUGCUCUUCCUAAUAAUUUGCCUGUUAGCUUCUGCAAAGCUAGUGAUGCCAACCACAGAUAGUAAUGUUACCGCUUACUUCAAUCGAACAUCCUUUCCAGAGAAUUUCAAGUUUGGGGUAGCCUCAUCCUCUUACCAGUGCGAGGGUAAUAUCGGAGGUCACAGAGGUCAGAGUUUAUGGGAAAAUUUUACUCGAUCUUACCCAGAAAGGAUAUCUGGUGGCACCAACGCACUCAUCGCAAAUGAUUUCUUCAAUCGCUUCGAGAAUGAUCUUGAAAUAUUGGAGGACAUGCAUAUGGAUGCUUUCAGAUUCUCUAUCAACUGGGCCAGAUUACUUCCCAGUGGGAAUAUAAGCGAAGUGAACCCGCAUGGAAUUGAUUUCUACAACAAGGUCAUCAAUGAAAGCAUAGAAAACGGUUUAGAGCCUUUCGUAACUAUCUUUCAUUGGGAUAGUCCUCAAGCACUUGAAGACAAGUACGAAGGGUUUCUAAGUUAUCAAAUUGUGAACGAUUUUCGAGACUAUGCUGACCUUUGCUUCCGGGAAUUUGGUGACCGAGUGAAGUACUGGAUUACUUUAAAUGAGCCACAAAAGUUCGCCACUGCUGGCUAUGAUACAGGUGACUUUGCACCGGGCCGAUGUUCCAAAUGGGUGAAUGAAACGUACUGCAAAAAAGGAAACUCUUCCACUGAGCCUUACAUAGUUGCCCACCAUCUCCUCCUUUCUCAUGCAGCAGCAGUAAAGACAUACAAGGAAAAGUAUCAGGCAUCUCAAAAUGGGAAGAUUGGGAUAACAUUCAAUACCCCUUGGUUCGAACCCUAUUCUAACAGUACGGAUGAUUAUGAUGCUACCAAAAGAUCUCUUGAUUUCUCGCUUGGUUGGUUCUUGAAUCCUAUAACAUAUGGUGACUAUCCGACCAGCAUGCGGGAAUUGGUUAAAGAAAGAUUGCCAAAAUUCUCUUCACAAGAUGAAGUGAAUGUAAUAUUUGACUUUGUUGGAUUAAAUUAUUAUACUGCAUAUUAUGCAGCAAAUGCAAAUCCUGCUGACCCAGAUCAUCUUAGAUAUCAAACAGAUUCUAAUGCCAUAAUUCAAGCAAAACGAGAUGGGAUCCCCCUCGGUCCACAGGCUGGUGCACCAUGGCAGUAUGUCUAUCCAGAGGGGAUAAAAUAUCUUUUGAAUCACAUCAAAGACAAAUACCAAGAUCCAGUAAUUUACAUAACCGAGAAUGGGUACAGCCGCGUGCUUGCUAAAUUUUCAGAUUCUGAAACCUUGGAUGAUAGUCCAAGAAUAACAUUCCAUUAUAACCAUCUGCAGAAUAUUCUAAAAUCUAUCAACGAUUAUAAAGUUAAAGUCAAAGGUUACUUUGCAUGGACUUUCACCGACGACUUUGAAUUUACAGAUGGAUACAACGUAGGAUUUGGUUUGGUGCACAUAAACCGUACAGAUAAUUUAACAAGACAGAUGAAGCGCUCAGCAACCUGGUUUUCAGAAUGCCUUGUGAAGAACUGAGCUGAUCCCGACGGUUUAUUUCAAGCGAUUAAGACUAGCUUGAUGGAUGGGAAAGAGUUAAUUUGGCCAAUAUAUAUGGGACUAUAUAUCUAUCAACGGUCCAGAGAACUGGGUUGUAUCAGUAUUUCCUAGGUGUGCUGCACUGUAUGUUUCAAUAAAUUAAAACUUGGCAAUGUAACCAAGUUCAAUUUCAAUGUUAAAAAUCUAUGGUUUAUAUGCUCCUCUGAUUUUCAAAUAAUAUUAUUUGCCAAGCCACUCUAAAUCCAGGGGCGACGAUCUUGAGUUUUAUAAUGAUGAUGAAUUCAGUGUUACAGCGAUUACAAAUAAUGAAGGUGUUGAAAUAAAGAGUGUUGGUGCACGGAUGUUGCAUGAA
This is a messenger RNA of Populus euphratica (Euphrates poplar), 1940 nucleotides long. RefSeq names its product beta-glucosidase 13-like. The record is from RefSeq and is a predicted model, not a curated record. Gene Ontology annotation, biological process: carbohydrate metabolic process. The coding region runs from base 29 to 1567 and encodes 512 amino acids. Lineage: Eukaryota; Viridiplantae; Streptophyta; Magnoliopsida; Malpighiales; Salicaceae. The transcript is spliced from 14 exons. Gene Ontology annotation, molecular function: beta-glucosidase activity.